This is a messenger RNA of Epinephelus fuscoguttatus (brown-marbled grouper), 1989 nucleotides long. RefSeq names its product RAD51 recombinase (gene rad51). Gene Ontology annotation, cellular component: condensed nuclear chromosome. Lineage: Eukaryota; Metazoa; Chordata; Actinopteri; Perciformes; Serranidae. The transcript is spliced from 10 exons. The coding region runs from base 63 to 1079 and encodes 338 amino acids. Gene Ontology annotation, molecular function: double-stranded DNA binding; ATP-dependent DNA damage sensor activity; single-stranded DNA binding. Gene Ontology annotation, biological process: chromosome organization involved in meiotic cell cycle; mitotic recombination; reciprocal meiotic recombination. The record is from RefSeq and is a predicted model, not a curated record.
CCCGCGCGGGAGCUUUGGUUAGGAAACAGUCGACUUUGAGGGAAACAAGAAGGCAGAAGAUCAUGGCUAUGAGGAGCGAGGCCAGGGUGGAGACAGAGGUGGAGGAGGAAGAAAACUUCGGGCCACAGCCUCUGAGCAGACUGGAGCAAUGUGGAAUUAGUGCCAGUGACAUCAAGAAACUGGGAGAAGCAGGUUUCCACACCAUCGAGGCCGUGGCCUAUGCGCCCAAGAAGGAGCUGCUCAACAUCAAAGGCAUCAGUGAGGCCAAAGCUGACAAAAUUCUAACUGAAGCUGCCAAACUUGUGCCCAUGGGUUUCACCACAGCUACUGAGUUCCACCAGAGGAGAGCAGAGAUCAUCCAGAUUUCUACAGGCUCCAAGGAGCUCGACAAACUGCUGCAGGGUGGGAUUGAGACAGGCUCCAUCACAGAGAUGUUUGGAGAGUUUCGGACGGGGAAGACCCAGCUGUGCCACACACUCGCUGUCACCUGCCAGCUGCCCAUCGAUCAGGGGGGUGGAGAAGGUAAAGCCAUGUACAUCGACACAGAGGGAACCUUCAGACCAGAGAGACUCCUCGCCGUAGCGGAGAGGUAUGGGCUGGUAGGCAGUGAUGUUCUCGACAACGUGGCCUACGCCCGAGCCUUCAAUACAGACCAUCAAACCCAGCUGCUGUACCAAGCCUCCGCCAUGAUGGCUGAGUCCAGGUACGCUCUGCUGAUAGUGGACAGUGCCACAGCUCUGUACAGAACAGACUACUCAGGCAGAGGAGAGCUGUCAGCCAGACAGGGGCACCUGGGACGCUUCCUCCGCAUGCUGCUCCGGCUGGCAGACGAGUUUGGCGUUGCUGUGGUGAUAACCAACCAGGUGGUAGCACAGGUGGAUGGGGCAGCCAUGUUUUCUGCAGAUCCUAAGAAACCAAUCGGAGGCAACAUUCUGGCUCACGCCUCCACCACACGUCUGUACCUGAGGAAAGGCAGAGGAGAGACGAGGAUCUGUAAAAUCUACGACUCGCCCUGCCUGCCGGAGGCUGAAGCCAUGUUUGCCAUUAACGCUGAUGGAGUGGGUGAUGCCAAGGACUGAGCUGGCAGAGAGGCAGAAAGCCGUGGGGUGGUGUUACAUGUGACUGUCGCACCUGCCCAUUCAUUCUUGGACUAAAAUGUGUGUGCAAUCCUCACCCAUAUACCACUGCCUUCACACAAAGCCUCAGACUGACGGGUCCUCGAGAUGAAAGUUGUAUGAUUUGGUUUGAUGCUGGCUGACACAAAGUGGAUAAGAUGGUCCCAGCUGCAGAUGUGGACAUGGAACAUUUAGGUUUUUUUCAUAACGAAGCACAUUUCACUCAAUAAAGGGGAAAAAAAGCACUUCCCUGCAAUUACGACACAGUAUCUCAUAAUUACAAGAUCUGCUUUGUUAUUAUGAGAUACUGCUUCAUAAUUACAAGAGUUAGUUUCUCCUCAAUUACACAAACAUCUCAUGAGAAUGAGGUCUUUAUCAUCUAAUUAAAAAAUCAGUUGUCUCAUAAUUACAAAAAAAUAUAAAUCCUGACAUAAUUGAGAUACCUAUUAUUGAUUACUUAUUAGAUCUUUAUUGCAUAAUUACCAAAUAUCUAAUAAUUAAUAAUGAGACACUGAGUCGUUACUAAAAGUAACAUCUCCAUUUUUUUUCCUUUAUUGAAUGCAGUGCACCUCUGUAGUUUCAUCCAUGGAGUGAGUCAAAAAAUUGUAAAAACUAUAUUUAAUAGUUUGCGAGAUCUCUUUUUAUUUGUGUUUACGGUGUAUCUGUUGAGUGGUGUCCUUUUUCAGUGUCUGAAAUGUUUUCUGAGAACACUGUUGAAACAUUAUUUUGCGAUCAAAGCAUUCCUAUACAGCUAUACUUUUAUAUCAUUUCUCAAAUUUCAAAGUCUACACCAUUAGUUAUGUCCCUCCUUUGUUUGUCUUUACUAGAACCUUCUGUAUAUAAGCUUCUAAAUUAAAUUUGUUUUACUAUUAAA